Apis florea (little honeybee) is the source of this 1116-nucleotide messenger RNA. RefSeq lists its product as uncharacterized. The record is from RefSeq and is a predicted model, not a curated record. Gene Ontology annotation, biological process: regulation of gene expression. NCBI's taxonomy places the organism in Eukaryota, Metazoa, Arthropoda, Insecta, Hymenoptera, Apidae. Gene Ontology annotation, molecular function: chromatin binding. Gene Ontology annotation, cellular component: nucleus.
UCUUUAUUUAUACUAUAUUCAUAUAAAAUUUAUAUGUAACUGCAUAUAUUUUCAUCAAUUAACAAAUGUCGAUAUUACUUAAUAUCUGUAAUUAAAACCAGAGGGCAAUAUUGUAAUUCUUCUAAAUUCUGUUUUGUCACAAAGUUACAGCAUAAACAAACAUGACAAUGGAUGCACGUAGAAGAGACAGAGAACAAAUUGGAUUAUGUGGUGUUGACAGAAUUUGGGGAAAAUCGCCAACACGAAUCGAAGAUUCUGAUGAAGAUGAAGAAAUUAAUCGAUAUAAAGACAAUAUUAUGCCAAGAAUCAGAAAAAGAAAACAAGAAAUGAAGAAGAAGAAAAGUAAAAAAUUAAAAAAAGAAAAAAAAGCUAAGAGAAAAAAGAAAAAAUAUAAAAAGAAAAAGAAAAAAUCAGAUAGUAGUUCAGAUAGCGAAUUAGAAGAAUUGGAAUGGGUAGAAAAAAAUGGAAUUAAUGAUAAAGCAAAGAUUAAGAAAGGAUCAAGUUCAGACGAAAGUGGUGAUGAAGGCAUAGUAGGCCCAGUUCAGAAACCACAUGUAACAUUAUCUGCUAAAGAUUUUGGCAAAGCUCUUUUGCCUGGUGAAGGUGCUGCUAUGGCUGCAUAUGUUGCAGAAGGAAAACGUAUACCUAGAAGAGGUGAAAUUGGUUUAACUUCUGAAGAGAUUGCUGCAUAUGAAGCUGUUGGUUAUGUUAUGAGUGGUAGCAGACAUCGACGAAUGGAAGCUGUUCGUAUCCGAAAAGAAAACCAGAUUUAUUCUGCUGAUGAGAAACGAGCAUUGGCUAUGUUUAGUAAAGAAGAACGACAAAAAAGAGAAAAUCUUAUUUUGGGACAAUUUAGAGAGAUGGUUAAUCAAAAAUUGGCACAAGAACAGAAAAAGAAAAUAACAUGAUUGUUUUAUAUAAAAAUAAUAUCUUUGAUAAUGUAUAUAAAAUUCUUGAAUGUAUUAUAAAAUAUUAUUUGUAUGUAGAUAUAUAUAUAUACACACACACACAUACAUACAUUAAAAUAUAUUAUCUACUUAUUAUUAGUUAAUUAUACAUCAUAUAAUACAGUAAUUGUUAUGAAAAACAAUUAAAUAAUUUUCAUUUUAUGAAUAA